Solanum lycopersicum (tomato) is the source of this 1267-nucleotide messenger RNA. Its product is annotated as hyoscyamine 6-dioxygenase-like. The record is from RefSeq and is a predicted model, not a curated record. Lineage: Eukaryota; Viridiplantae; Streptophyta; Magnoliopsida; Solanales; Solanaceae.
AGGAACACAAACAAAAAGAGAUUCAUUCAAAGAAGAAUAAUAUAUGGCAAACCACAUGAUCUCUAGUAAAUUAAAUGCAGUUACUCCAACUUAUGUCUUACCAAUGCAUGAAAGGCCACUAGCUCCAGUUCCCAUUGACAAAGAAAUUCCAGUAAUUGAUUUGGGCGAAGAACGAGCUGUUGCCGCUCAACAACUUGUGAAAGCAUUGGAACAAUAUGGCUUUUUUCAGGUAAUUAAUCACGGGAUACCGGAUGAUUUAAUGGACGAGGCAAUGGAAGUCUACGAAGAGUUUUUCAAUUUGCCAGUGAAAGAGAAAGAAAAUUAUGCAGAAAAAGAAGAAACACUCUACACCAACAAUCCCAAGCAUCAUGCUUCAAAGGAGCAUAAAUACUGGAAGGAAGUCUUGGAACACAACUGCAAUAUUGAUGGACAAGAUAAACAAACUUGGCCAAGUAACCCUCCAACAUUUAGGGAGGUUAUUGGUGCAUAUUCUUCUGAAGUUAGAAAGUUGAGCAUGAUAAUCUUCGAUUUGGUAAGCGAAGGACUAGGCUUGGAGGCUGGGUACUUUGGCAAAGGUCAUGGGCAGAGAAUGUUUGUCAAUCACUAUCCAAUAUGCCCAGAUCCAAGUUCAACUUUGGGAACUGGUGGACAUUGUGAUCCUAAUCUCAUAACCAUUUGCCAACAACAAGUAUAUGGCCUUCAAAUACUCAAGAAUGAUGAAUGGAUUGGUGUGGAACCUCUACCACAUGCAUUUGUUGUUAAUUUUGGUUUCCCAAUAACGGUAAUGACCAAUGGAAAGUUGAAAAGUGUUGCACAUCGAGUGGUGACAAAUAAAACUCAAGCACGUACCGCCAUCGGUACUUAUUUUUGUCCAGCAAAUGUGGUCGAGCCAGCAAAAUCAUUUGUUGGUCCGGAGAAUCCGCCACUGUUCAAACCCUUCAAAUGGGGCACUGAGUUUUUGCCACAUUACUUCAAAAACAGAGCAGUAUACCACGCAGCAUUGGAGGCUUUCAAAAUCAAUGCUUAAUAAGAGUUGUUAAUUUCCACCAAAAUAAGAUGAGAGAGUCCCUACUUAUACUACUUUGAAUAUCCACCAAAAUAAGAGCUUUUAAUUAAUUUACAAUUCCUAUAUAAUUUGUACCUAGGUUUGAAUCGAGCUUGUUAUUCAUUCAUGAAUAAGAAGCUUUGGUUCCUUCCAAUUUGUGGGUUGUAUCUUGACUUAUUAUUGCCUCAAUAAUAAAAUCUUUUUAGACUUUCUUCAUUUUAA